Moneuplotes crassus is the source of this 334-nucleotide messenger RNA. The record is from the annotation of a GenBank genome assembly. NCBI's taxonomy places the organism in Eukaryota, Ciliophora, Spirotrichea, Euplotida, Euplotidae.
AAUGGCUGCUUAGUUCUUUGUCCAGCGUUGUCUCUGGCCUAAGCGUAUUAUUUAGAAGAAUGGAGGAAAACCAAGUUAUCGAAAAGUGCCCAACCUGCGACUGUGCUAUAGAGUAUGGGUACAGCCACCAGUGCUACUCUAAUAUUUACUCAAAGUUAUUUGAAAGUAUUUGUAUGAAUAAAUAAAACCGAUCUUGAUGAACUGCAAAAUAGGCUCAAAGGGAUUUUAAGUGACUGAAAAGCUGUGAGGCAAGCUAAGCAAGCAGAAUUAAGCGAAGUGAGGAAAAAGAAGUUUUAGCAUUUGAGGAAGAGGUACAAAAGCCAUUUGGUGUCAU